Molecule: messenger RNA, 2844 nt
Organism: Dipodomys ordii (Ord's kangaroo rat)
Lineage: Eukaryota; Metazoa; Chordata; Mammalia; Rodentia; Heteromyidae
Gene: Rassf2
Product: Ras association (RalGDS/AF-6) domain family member 2
Exons: 11
Coding region: 137-1150 (337 amino acids)
Biological process (GO): regulation of non-canonical NF-kappaB signal transduction; signal transduction; positive regulation of JNK cascade
Cellular component (GO): nucleus; cytoplasm
Source: RefSeq, a predicted model, not a curated record
GAAAGCUAUGCUCAGAGGAAACAGUGGACAGGGCCAGUCCUCUCACCUGCUGGGAUCAAUCAGCAUAUCUGCAGAGCUGGGAGACACAAUUCACAGAUGAACAAGCCUUUCCUGCUGAGGAAAAGAGAAAAAGAGGAUGGACUACAGCCCUCAAACUUCGCUAGUCCCAUGUGGACAAGACAAAUAUAUUUCCAAGAAUGAACUUCUCCUGCAUCUGAAGACCUACAACUUGUACUACGAAGGCCAGAACCUGCAGCUCCGACACCGAGAGGAAGAAGAUGAGUUCAUUGUGGAGGGGCUGCUGAACAUCUCCUGGGGGCUGCGCCGUCCCAUCCGUCUACAGAUGCAGGAUGACAACGAACGCAUCCGCCCCCCUCCAUCCUCUUCCUCCUGGCACUCUGGCUGCAACCUGGGGGCUCAGGGCACCAUUCUGAAGCCCCUCACCAUGCCCAACAUUCAGAUCUCCGAGGUGGAUGCACCUGAGAGCGACCAGACACCAAGCCCCACAGACUCUAGGGGCCUGAAGCCUGUGCAGGAAGACACGCCGCAGCUGAUGCGCACGCGCAGUGAUGUGGGAGUGCGUCGCCGUGGCAACGUGAGGACGCCCAGUGACCAGAGACGAAUUAGACGCCACCGCUUCUCCAUCAAUGGCCACUUCUAUAACCACAAGACUUCAGUGUUCACGCCAGCCUAUGGCUCCGUCACCAACGUCCGCAUCAACAGCACCAUGACCACCCCGCAGGUCCUGAAGCUGCUGCUCAAUAAGUUUAAGGCAAGUUCCCCUGCUGUCUCUUUUUCUACUUAUGUGGUAAAAACCUCAGGCCAAACUCAGCACUGCCCAUGCUUGUGUGUGAUUUCAGAGAAACAGAAGCUGAAGACCACGGACUACCCCCUAAUCGCCCGCAUCCUCCAGGGCCCCUGUGAGCAGGUGUCUAAAGUGUUCCUGAUGGAGAAGGACCAGGUGGAGGAAGUCACUUACGACGUGGCCCAGUAUAUAAAGUUUGAGAUGCCUGUCCUUAAAAGCUUCAUUCAGAAACUUCAAGAGGAGGAAGAUCGGGAGGUGAAGAAGCUGAUGCGCAAGUACACUGUGCUCCGGUUGAUGAUUCGACAAAGGCUGGAGGAGAUAGCCGAGACCCCAGCAGCAAUCUGAGCCACAGGAAUGAGGGGAUCCAGACACCCCGGGGGCUGUCACCAACUAGAGAAGACACACAGGAAGCCAGCCACUUUCUUUCCCUGGAAACAUUGAAGCACAACGCUCUCUAGCUCCAUCAUUUGCUACAUGGAACAGGAUGGGGAAGCCAGCAGACAACUCCGCACCCCUAGAUCCCUGGUUCCCUCUUUUUCACUUGUAAGGACUUUUAUUUCUGUCUGGAGGACCGAAAGUAUGUAUGUGCGUGUGUGCAUGUGUGUGCACGCACGCAAUGCAAGUCUAUGUGCCUCACUGUGUUUUACACAUGCAAUUAAUUCCAAGCAACCAGCACUGGUGCCAUAAGGCUGGCAGAGGCGCUGUCCUGGGCAGAAGAGACAGAUGAGGGGCUUUGGAUGAAAGAAAUCUUUUUCCCUUCAGUGCCUGGGCAGUCACCAAAUUGGUCUAUGUGUGGAAGAAAAGAAGUUCCCAACCAGCUCACCCUUUGAGGACUUGUAAGUUCAAAGAAAUUCUCCUGUUGGGCACUGUGGUCAAGCCUGUAACCCUAUCUAUUCAGGAGACUAAGAUCUGAGUAUCCCUGUUCAAAGCCAGCCUGGGCAGAAACAUACAUGAGACUCUUAUUUCUAAUUAACUAGCAAAAAGCCAGAAGUGGAGCUGUGGCUCAAGCCAGAAGGGGCUCCGUGGACUGCUCCCACGCACUCAGUUCAAGCUCCAGUACUGGCACCCAUCCACAUACAAAUAAAUUCUCCCUGUAUGUCUUGAAGGAUGAGGUGAACAUAAAAUCCUUGGAAAUGAACAUAACAAUAGCCAAUUUGAUGGCAAGGAAAAGAUCAUGGGAUAGAUGCAAUGAGCUGACAAGUUUUUACACUGGAAAUGUUCAUUGAUCACUUUCAGUAAGAAGAAUGUGCAGUUGUGGAUGCCUGAAAAGAAUGCAUGCAGCCUCUGUCUACACUCCAUGGCCACUGUGAGACUCAGCAGAGCCUGCCUUUUUCACCCCGCUGCCAGUCCAUUUCCCUGGUGUCCCCUUGGAGUAAUGAAGGUCUCAGGAGACAAAAGUGUCCCCAUUGGCCAUGUGGGCCGAACUGGCUCGUGCUUAGGGCCUGACUUGAUCUGCGUUGGUAGACAGGAAAUUUCCAAGAUCCAUGCUUAGUGAAAGGGCAGGGUAGAGGCCACCUGUAGGGAGGGCAGGUGCCUGGGAACAGCCCAACUUCCCAUCAGGGAGAGCCUUCCUGCACUGAGAGCUGGGGCUAAGUGUUUGCAGUCAAGGUUUUAUUCUUCCCAGACUCUGGGUUCUUGAGAGUGAAGGCUUUCUCCAAGGAAGGUUUGCAGAGCUGGGGGGCUGAGGGCAGGAGAACCACUGGCCAGCACCCUGAGGGAAAGGUGGGCCUGUGGGAGAGACCCUUUCCUGCCCUAGGCACUCUCCUCUCCCCAGACAUGCCUGUGUUUUUGGCCUCCAAGGCCUCUUUAAAUGCCUCUCAGUUGUAGUUUCUCCAUGAAUUUUCAAAAAGAUAGCAUGCUGCCACUGGGCACAUUGCCAAGGAUCUCUUAACAAGCCUACUUCCUCCCCAGGGGCAGCGCCCCUUAUUCCCCCCAACCCUGGAGAGUUGAAAGCCAGAGGGGCUGAGUGUCAAGCACACACACACACACACACACACACACACACACACACACACACACACACACACACACACACACAC